Molecule: messenger RNA, 2211 nt
Organism: Salvia miltiorrhiza (redroot sage)
Lineage: Eukaryota; Viridiplantae; Streptophyta; Magnoliopsida; Lamiales; Lamiaceae
Product: protein REVEILLE 8-like
Exons: 7
Coding region: 187-1005 (272 amino acids)
Molecular function (GO): DNA binding
Source: RefSeq, a predicted model, not a curated record
GACUUAAUAUGUGGCUUGCCUGCGUCGUCACUUUCAAGCAGUUUUAAUCAAGGACCUACAUUAACGAACCCAAAAGGCUGGGCGCAUGUGAUUCAUCUCACACGGGGGGCCACCAAUGAGCCGAUUAAUCGUGCGCCUACCAAGUUGAUUGGCUUAUCUCACCCAUAAUCAAUCGCACCAAACACGAUGAAUUCCAAUCCGCCGCCUCCACCUCAGUCUCAGCUGUCCGACGCCUCCGGCAAGAAGAUCCGAAAGCCCUACACCAUUACCAAGUCCAGAGAAAGCUGGACGGAAGAAGAGCACGACAAGUUCCUCGAAGCACUCCAACUGUUCGACCGUGAUUGGAAGAAAAUUGAAGAUUUUGUUGGCUCAAAGACAGUAAUUCAGAUUCGGAGUCAUGCUCAGAAGUACUUUCUGAAGGUUCAGAAGAACGGAACAGUGGCUCAUGUUCCUCCACCUCGUCCCAAGCGGAAAGCUUCUCAUCCAUAUCCACAGAAAGCACCCAAAAAUGCACAUGGAUAUCCGACAUGGGAAGAGGCUUCGGUGCUUGUGAACAAUGCGGUGCCUGGAAGCAUGCCAUCUGAAAAUGAAUAUAAUUAUCUUGGCGUUGAAGCUGAUAUUGGAUCAAAGGGGGUUUCAACUAUUAGCAACUGCAGUAUGAAUGCCUUUGGAAGUUCGCCAAGAACAACACCAACUUCCGAGUUACCAAAUCAGGGAAAGCAAGACUCUGUUGUUCAUGGUAUUCCAGAUUUUUCUGAAGUUUAUGGCUUCAUCGGUAGUGUCUUUGACCCAGAAAGUAAAGAUCAUGUGCAAAAACUCAAGGAGAUGGAUCCCAUUAAUUUUGAAACUGUCUUGUUAUUGAUGAGAAAUCUGACCUUAAAUUUGUCCAGUCCUGAGUUCGAGCCAAUUGUAAGUGCUCUGCCUCAUCUGGUUGCCCCAACAUUUUGUGUUGAAUUUUCUAUCUUGCCUACAGCAAGUGCAUUCGUGUGGUUUCUGUUUGAUUGAUCGCUGUAAAUGCAAUAGAACCUCUGUAGAUUAAUAUAUGUAGAUUGAUCCCACUACUAACGACGCACCACUUGUAAUCUUGCACCUUUGCUUGUACCUAUCCACCAAACUUGGGAAUGUCUAACUUGAUACACAAGACUUGAUCAAACAUCGGAUUUCACCUUGGCUUCAUGGGACAGAAUAACACCAAUGAGAAAGUUCUAUUUUAUACACAAAUCAUAAAUCACUAGUUUCUGACUCCUUUACCAAACAAUGACCUUUUAAUGCUGUGACUCUAAUUUUUCGAUGCCAUGGAUCUGCAUCCGUUUCCCUUUGCUCUCGUCUCAUUGUUGUGUCUUCACAUCAAUGAUCUAAUUUUCCAUGGUUUCCACAUAACGUUAGAUUGUUGUUGCAUUUCCAAGCCAGUAUUGUUAGUAGAAGCCUGCUAUUCCUUUACCCUUCUUCCAGGUACAUUUGCACUAGUUUUGGAGUUCCGGCAUUAACCAGCCUAUUAUUUAAACAUAAAGCAUUAUAUGCCUAAAUUAUAAAGCUCUCUUGCAUUCCUGAAAUGUCUGGUUACUGAAGCGGUUUACAUGUAUGUUUGCAGAAAGAGGUCCUAUCAUCAUAUGAUGUCCAGGUGAAGGAAGUACAAGUUUCCCCCGGGACUGUGAUCAGUGCUGAAUGAGCUUCACCACUUCUCAGAAAGGACAGAUUUAUUUUUGAUCCGUAUAUAGUAAGUAAGCAGGGCGCGCCAUCAUCACCCCGAGCAAUAACUGAAGCAUAUAUAUGUCCUCUGAUUCUCACUUCAAAGGCACUGUACAAGAGAAUCCAAUAGCAAGACCUUUAUAUACAAGGUAGAAGCGGCAGCCAAAAUGACACCGGAGAUGACAAGAAUCAUCCACUUGAUUUGUGCUUGCUCUACCACUAUGUAGAGCACACCUUUUUGUCCCUGUUGUAUAAAUCUGUUUAGGUAUAAAGCAUGACACCUUUCUCACCUGUAACUUGUAUUUUUUUUUCCAAUUUUGGUGCCGCAGCAGCUGUUGUGGUUGAUUCCUUGACAUAGUAGUGGCUGUAGUGCUGUGUCAUUCCAAGUUUCCCAUGUAGAUAAGUGAGAUUGUAGCUCAGUUCUUGCUGUAAACUUUCAUGUAUUGACAGUGCGCCUUGAUUUUAACACAAAGGUGAGUGCUGCACUUUGUGUUUAUAUGAUUGCCUCAACCAAACAUAUAA